Lachancea thermotolerans CBS 6340 is the source of this 1383-nucleotide messenger RNA. RefSeq names its product transcription factor MIG1 (gene MIG1). The record is from RefSeq and is a predicted model, not a curated record. Gene Ontology annotation, molecular function: RNA polymerase II cis-regulatory region sequence-specific DNA binding. NCBI's taxonomy places the organism in Eukaryota, Fungi, Ascomycota, Saccharomycetes, Saccharomycetales, Saccharomycetaceae. The transcript has a single exon. The coding region runs from base 1 to 1383 and encodes 460 amino acids. Gene Ontology annotation, cellular component: nucleus; cytoplasm.
AUGUCAAGCACGGACGACACCAAGGGUAAUAAGAAGCGGAGAUCACCCAACUCAGGCCCGGACUCCCCCAGGCCGUACAUAUGCCCCAUCUGUUCGAGGGCUUUCCACCGGUUGGAGCACCAGACCAGGCAUAUUCGGACGCACACGGGUGAGAAGCCUCACGCGUGCGACUUCCCGGGGUGCACCAAGAAAUUCAGCAGGAGCGAUGAACUGACACGGCACAAAAGAAUACACACCAACCCCCACCCCAAGGGGAAGCGCGGCCGCAAGAAGAAGACCGAAACUCAAAGCUCCGGUGCGGACACCGCGGUCCAGCAGGGCAACCUGCCCAGAGAGAGAGCUACGCGCCCCGCACCCACGUUCCAGCUGGGCGGUGAGGACGACGACGCUUCGGAUGUUAACAACCCAGCCAGUUCCCCGGAAGACCAGAGUAUGGGUAUUUUGGCGAACGCUGCCCUGAAGUUUCAAGCACGCAGCACGGACACGCCGCUACAUAGCGUGCGCUCUCUGCCGUCACUCAAGACGCUCGAGGCGAACGGGAUGAGGGUAGCGAGCCCCCCAGGGUUGGCUGGCGCUGCUCUGCCGCCGCACAACAGCUCCACGGGCAACUUGCAGUCAGUAGGGAGCCUUCUGCCCGCGCGGUCAACACCAUCGCGGCUCAAGCUCAACGUACUUUCUUCCCUACAAAGAAUGACGCCUCUCGCGCCUGUACAGGCCGGGAAUCCCGGCACAGCGCAAUAUAGCUCACAGACAGCGAGCGCCUCGAACUCAGGGACCACAACUCCGUACCAGAGCCCAGAGCACCCAGAGUACCUGGGGAGCUGCCCUCCGCGCCACAAGACCUACUCAUCGUCUGCGUCGCUUACGAGCAUCUCUAACCUUAUUACAACAGAUGAUGAGGACCGCGAGUUCGACGAGGAGGAGAUGGGUCGUGCUCGUAAAAAAUCAAGAACAACUACGCCUACGAUCAGCAGAAGUCAUAGUCAAACCAACCUCUCGAGCAGAACAGGUACGUUCACCAACCUAGCGAGCCUGAACGGCGUAGGACAGCCGCCGGGUAUUACAGGAAUCCUGUCGUCCAGGCCGUCAUCCUCGGACUUCAGCAGCGAGCUCAACCAGCGGCUCCAGAGUGUCCAACGGUCACGCUCUUCUCAGUUCCUGGAUAGGUAUGCGUCUACGCCGUCCGUGGCCCUCUCGGGUGCGCCUUCAGCCAAGUUCACUCCGCUGGGCACCCCUCCACAACUGGCCAGUCCGCCGAACGCGAGAGCGGUACCGACGGACCUUCAGGGGCAUUCUCAAAGCAGCCACUGCAUCAAAACAGAGAGUGAGGAGUCCAUGCUCCCGCCGAUCCGCAGUCUUGAUCUGCAGUUCCCCACCGGCUGA